UGGGACCGAGAUUUUCUUCCGCCUUUCUUCUCAGAGGGCUUUGGCAGAGGCCGUAUCGACUUUUACCUACUAUUGCGCGACGUCACGCUGUCAGUUUCUCCUUUUGCUCUUUGCCUGAGCCAGCAGUGUAAAAAAGGGCUCUUUCCUUUUCGUUCGGGCUCGUCAAGGCUGUGUCCGCCGAUUGGUAGCUGCCACCAUGCCGAAGAAUAAAGGAAAGGGAGGUAAAAACAGACGACGAGGUAAGAAUGAAAAUGAAUCUGAAAAAAGAGAAUUGGUUUUUAAAGAGGAUGGACAAGAAUAUGCCCAAGUUAUCAAGAUGUUGGGAAAUGGCAGACUGGAGGCAUUAUGUUUUGAUGGUGUAAAAAGGCUGUGUCAUAUCAGAGGAAAGUUAAGAAAAAAGGUUUGGAUAAAUACAUCAGAUAUCAUACUGGUGGGUUUAAGAGACUACCAAGAUAACAAGGCUGAUGUCAUUCUAAAAUACAAUGCAGAUGAAGCCAGAAGCCUGAAGGCAUAUGGAGAACUUCCAGAGCAUGCCAAAAUUAAUGAAACCGAUACAUUUGGGCCUGGUGAUGAUGAUGAAAUCCAGUUUGAUGAUAUCGGGGAUGAUGAUGAAGAUAUUGAUGAUAUCUAAAUGGAACUGAGAGGAAUACAUUCCAACUUUCCACCUCAAUUAUUUUGUUUUCAAAUCUUUAUGCCUAAGAAGACUGAAACUGCACAACAUUUGUAGUUACAGCAUAUCAAUAUGUACCCAAUGUUUAAGUAUUUAUAUUUCUUUAAAAACAGAAGUUGGACUCAUAAAAGUUAAAUGAAAUAAUAUGGCUAUUUUUAUCUCUACAAUAGACUCUUACAUCUGUAUGUAAAUACACAUACUAUAAAUUUCACACUGGUUUAUCUGUUUUCAUCAAUAAAUGUCACUAAGACAUAUUUUUGAAAUAAAAAAUAUCACCCUAUAAUUAUCAAGAAUUUUGAUUAAAUACCAAUUCAGGUUAGUAUUCAGUUGGCAGAUGUAGUGUAGUUUCCUAGUAUCCCUUGACAACAAAGAAGAAUUCUAACAACUGUUAAUCCCUGAAUCUGCUUUAUAAGCUUUAGUUGCAUAUUAUUUUUAUACAGUAUUUAAUCAUUGUUUCCUUUUCAUAGAUAAUAUUUCUAGAGUGGAGAAAAAAUAGAUUUCAAAAAAUUAUGUAUGUUUGAACAGCUAGUUUGUAUUGGUAGUGAUAAUAUUGAAAUUAAUUUCUGGGUGGCAUCAAAUUUAAGGUAUUCAUUACUUUAACAGACAUACACUUGCCACAUAACCAAUUAAAAAUAUUUUGCCCUUAUGAAAUUAAAUAUUUCUGUUAAUAUAUAUAUUUUGCUGGAUACAGUGUUUCCAUGGGUUGCUUCAACUGGAAAGAUUAGGGAGAGUUUGGCUUAGCAGAUUCCCCCUUUCCUGAAAAUUGCUGUAAUGAUUUAGGAGAGAAUGUGCACAUAUGGCAGGAGGGAGGGGAAAGCCUAUAUUUACUAUAAUAACAAGAAUUGAUGCUAUUUGUGGAAGGGCAAGCUUAGAUUCAAUUCAGUUAAAUAGGUUCUUUAGAAAGAUUUCAUUUUAGUUUUAGAUUGAGUCUAUUAUGAGGUACAAUUUGAUAAGCAAUUUUGUAUGCUCUUUAUCAGUAUAUGUAAAUAUGACAUUCUGAAAACUUAAAUCUGAACCAUCAAAGAGACAAAUGAAUUGUUUGAGUUUGAUUAGAAGUAAAGACCUAAACUUUCGGCAAAGAUUAAUAGUCAUAUUUAUACAUACAUUGGAUUUGGUUGUCCUUAGUAUUCUGUUCUGUGUUUUCUGACUAAUAUAUUGACUGCAACAGUUUACAUAAUGAAAAUUAUGUUCAGAAGCUUAGUGGUUUUUUUAACAGAGAUGACAAUUAUUCAGAAAUCUGAGUUCUGAAUAUCACAUGCAUUUUGUUGCGUUUGAUUGCAACUGCAUUAUAUAGAUUGUUCACAAAUCAUGCUGAGCUGUAUAAUUUAACAUUGCUUAUCUUGCUGUCUGAACACAGACAAAUAUAGUUUAUUUAACAAAUCAUGGGUAAACAAGCUUUGCAUGCUAGACAAAUACAACCUUGUAUUACUAUUCAGUUACCCAUGAAACGUUGAAUUCUCAAGUUGAGGGCUCUUGACAAGUACUGAAGUUCCUACACUGCUUGCCACUUUUGCUAUUGAAUCAUACCAAAUUUGCUAUCAGAUGAUAUCAAAUGCUUCAUGUUGACAUGGCUUUUAUCAUGCUGCAAAUGUGCGGAAAAAAGAUUUUUUAAAACCACCAAGCCGGUCUGCUCUACUGUACUCUGUAAAUGUAUAGUGUCAAUUAGUUUUCUGAUCUUUAAAUAAUAUAAAAGGGUUUGGGAUGAGAAUCUAUUUGGAGCUUAACGACAGAUAAAAAAUGCAAAUAUUUACAUUUCCUUGAAUAAAAGAAACAAAACCAGAAAUGCUUGGAUGGAAGAAAAUAGUAGAUAUAGAAAUACUGAAAAUCUUACCACUAGUAAUGUUUCUAUUAAUGCCAAAAUUAAAGAUGCAUUGAAUGGUUUGAUUUAUAUAUAAAUUUAUUUUUUAACAGCAUCAUUUAUAUUAGUUUAAUUCUGUUUGCUCUGACUGCAGGUCUAAAUAUUAAAAACUAAGAUACCUAUAUAGGUUUAGACACGGGAAUUUAGCUUUGGAAUAGCAGUAAAAAGGCAGAUACUUUUGCAGUUGUGUUUCUUAAAGAUAUGCUUAUCUGACUAUUCAUCUAAGGAUCUUGGGUCAGGUGGGAUGUUUACUUUAUCUUCACAGCAACAUGAAUGAUAUAUGACAAAAUAUGGUUUGUUAAGAUCUCCCAGUGAACUGCAAUUACAUUACCAAUGUUUCUCAGAAUAUAUUUUUCAAACAUAAAUUGCAUAAUGUUAUUAAGUUUGUUAAUUUAAAGGUUUUCUGAAACUGGUGCUGCUGAAUCUCUUUGUCCGAAUGAAUAUGAAACUUUCUCAGUACAUAAGAUAUAAAUUUUGUUCAUGUAAUAGUAUUCUUGCCCUUAAAUAUCAACUGUUUUCUUAAAAACUGAUGCCAUGUAACAAUAUAGUGUGCUGAUCAUUUGUAUUUGAAAAAUAUGUACUUAAAGGUUGUUUAUGAUAGCUUAAUUAAACAGGCAUGUAACUCCAUUA
Messenger RNA from Crotalus tigris (Tiger rattlesnake), 3158 nucleotides. RefSeq names its product eukaryotic translation initiation factor 1A, Y-chromosomal. Lineage: Eukaryota; Metazoa; Chordata; Lepidosauria; Squamata; Viperidae. The record is from RefSeq and is a predicted model, not a curated record. Gene Ontology annotation, biological process: translational initiation. Gene Ontology annotation, cellular component: cytoplasm. Bases 197 to 631 code for a protein of 144 amino acids. The transcript has 7 exons. Gene Ontology annotation, molecular function: translation initiation factor activity; RNA binding.